AUGAGCGCCUCGGACCAGCCCGACGGGUCGGCACCCUUAGAAGAGAGCUCCAAUGCAUCGCAGAAUGAGCAGUACCAGGGCUUGCAGGAAGGAUCCCAUACGGAGCAAAAGCUGCGCCAUGCCUCCGCUCAUCAUUUAUACAUGACCAGUCGGCGUUUCUUUAUCGGACCAAUUCCGGAGGGUUGGAUUAACGGACACCGCAAGUCAUGGUAUCGGUCACGACUUCGGUUCAAGAACUACACAUCGCAGACGCUCUCGUUCUCAGUCGACCCUGUGACCUCUCAUUAUACCCAACCAGAAUUGGACCAUGCGGAGACCCCUGCGCGAGCUUCGGACGAAGAGGUCGCCAUUACACUGAGUAAUACCAAUGAGGAAUCUGCGACAGAAGAUGAAAGCGCCGAGGAUGUCCAGGAGAGCGCCGAGGAGCCACAAGGAGAGCUACGCACCCUCUCUCAUCCCACGGAGGAGACAGAGGCCAUCGAAUCGCUGUCUGCAGAUGAAUCGUUUUCUGCAGAGGACUCCGAUGCAACACCUCGAGCAAGCGCACAAGUUGGUAUCAGAAACAAUGACGAUAUAUAUGGCAGCAUAGAUGCCUCUUCAUCAUUCGUGACAGCACGAGAGGAUAUUACAAGCAGCGUGGACACGGGCCGCACGUCGUCAACUAUACAGCCCAAUGGAUCGACACCUACACUGCGGCCCAAACCCCAGAGAUCGCAACACCUGACGAUUGCCGGGCCUAGCACUGCGAGUCCCAUCGCACCAAGUUCGUCUGCAGUGCCGAGUGAAGCUGAUUCCACCACCCACUUGCUCAAAUCCAGACCGAAAAAUACGAAACGCAUGAAGAGUAAAGCCUCGGGCGUAUCUCGAUUCACACUCGACCGCCAGGAGCCUCAGAAUGAAGAUGACUCGGAACCGGAUGAUUCGAGACGCGAUGGAGUUGUACAGCGAAAGAUCACCAAGAAGAUGGCAAAAUUCAACCUAGACGACAAUGUCAUGGACAAGCAACAGAGAUUACGCUCCCGAAUUGCAAAAACACAGGGCACGAUUUCUGCAAACCGUCCACGUCGGCGUCAAGUACAGGAUGGGGAGAUCAUCAAAGUUGAAAGAAUGCUGGUUUCUGUUGAAGAGACCAUGCAAGAUACGUUGCCAGAGGAUUACACAGAAAAUGACUCCUUGAAAAUGGAAACUCGGACCGUGGAUAAGUGGCGAGAGUUUCUUGUCGUUUGUCGGAAAGGUUCAACUGAUGAUACUCCCUUUGCCUUGCAAAUGUAUCGGACUCGUGUGAUUCCCGAUGCACAGAGUCCCCACAACAAGUCAAAACCGUACCACGAAGUGCGGCUAAACCACAAAGACACCAAGGUCAACCUUUACUCGGCUCUCGACAAGACCAUAGUGAUUUGGCAUCCCUGCAGACAUGGCACCAAAAUCUACAUUGUCCGCCCAAAGUCCACAGUCCAUGCCGCCGAGUGGUAUACAUUCAUUAGGCAGAUACUAGGCUGGCGGCGUCCAAGCAAGCUCCCCAUCAACGUCCCUGAUCUGGGUGUUUCACUGGUGUUCAAACAUCCAUUUGAUCAACUAGAGGCACAGCUUGGUGUGAAGAGCAAUGACAAACGGCACACUACAAUCCUAAGUCGAGCCGCAGCUCACGAGAAGCUCGCUGCUGCUGCCAUCAUCAAAAGCUGCAUUGAAAUGCUCGAGGGUCGCCCCGAGUGGUCCGAAGUGCUCAAAACUUGGUCAAAAACAGAGAGGAUGGGCCUUGCCUGGAAGCGGUACGAUCGUCUGGAAUGGAUAUUCGGUGCCAAUGAGGAGAACAUGUACGGAUCCAUCGCCAUGCAGUCAACACACGAGCUUGAGCUUCGGCCACGAUAUCACUAUCCUACUGCAACCAAAAGUGCGGGUGCCAAAGAAGUGGAACCUCCACCAAUCGAGGGUUUUUUGAUCCGACUUACAUCACAAAAGGGGUUGCACCAACGGAUGAACAAGAUGUUCUUCAAACGACUGUAUUUCUACUCUCAAGAUCACUUUCUUCUAUUUUGUCGACCGGCCAAAGCAUAUCCACCCACACCACCAAGACUAGCUCCGCAGGAAGAAUCGAGUAUUCCAACCGCUCGUCAGAUCAUGGCAGAGAUGCCAAUUUCCUGGGACAUCGAGCCAUACCCCGUUCAGGAUGGCGAGAUUACGUGGCUGACCAAUGGAAACCCCGAAUUUGUUCAGCGGCACGACGAGGAGGCUUAUGCCCAACUGCAGAGAAAUGUGCACAAUAUCGGCCAGGCUGAUGGGUACAUUGAUCUUUGCAAAGUCCGUGCAGUUCGUAACAUGCAGUAUGGGAGCACCCCUGCGGAUCCGAACAUUUCAGAAGGACCUGCUGUGGAUUUCCACACGGAGCCCAAUGACACUCGCCGAGAUGACGGUACAACUAAGGAGUUCGAACAUGAUCGGACAUUUGAACUUGCGCUUGAGAAUGGUCUCGUGAUCCGCCUGCAAGCCUAUGAUGCCGCCACGAGAGACGAAUGGGUCAAGCGGUUAGAUGCACUGGUGAAGUACUGGAGAACACGCUGCUUCGACGACGCUACUGAGCUUCAAGCCAUGCGACAGCGGAACUUGAAGCUCUUGGAAAUCGACGAAGAAAUGGAAUCGAUCAUGGGCCAGUUUGCACAGAAGUGGGAAGUCAAAAAGGCCGAGACAUCUCCUCAUUUACACAAUAUGUGUGCGUUGUCUGGCUGUCGGCCAAUUAAGAUGUCUGGUCAACUCUACCGCAAACCCCGUCGUCACUCCACUUUUGCCAAAUGCCAUGUGAUCCUCACGUCAGGCAAACUCGUCAUCUUCCGGAGCACACUUCGCCAGCGCAAUGGCGCUGAAAUCCCGCAUAUUCACCAAGACCACGAUGCUACCAUCGACCUAAGCGACUGCUACAUCUACUCUGGUCUAGCAACCGAGGCUGAUCUGCUCUAUGCCAAUCAGACAUUCGACAGUAAUAACCCAGGCUUGCGCGCCCUCCCACGAGUCUAUCUUGCGUCAGAUACAUUCACUAGCCGCGACGAGGACUCGGCCAUCACUUUCGUUGUUUGGCAACCUUUGCGCAAGAGCUACUUCCGUGCCGAAGAAAGAGGUGCCAAGGGCAAAGCCACCCGAACUUUGCGACAUGUUUCUGCACUUGGUAAACAUGGUCGAACGAUUGUUUUCAAGGCUCGUAGCCGUGUCGAGAAGGACCGGUGGGUGUUGAGCAUCUCGUCGGAGAUUGAUCGUUUGCAGCAGGAGAAGCAGGACGAUAUUCGGAUUGUCUCUCUAUGA
This is a messenger RNA of Penicillium subrubescens, 3291 nucleotides long. RefSeq names its product sporulation-specific 71 family protein. Lineage: Eukaryota; Fungi; Ascomycota; Eurotiomycetes; Eurotiales; Aspergillaceae. Gene Ontology annotation, biological process: protein localization to prospore membrane; ascospore-type prospore membrane formation. The transcript has 3 exons. The coding region runs from base 1 to 3291 and encodes 1096 amino acids. The record is from RefSeq and is a predicted model, not a curated record. Gene Ontology annotation, cellular component: prospore membrane.